This is a messenger RNA of Corylus avellana, 1726 nucleotides long. RefSeq names its product UPSTREAM OF FLC protein (DUF966). Lineage: Eukaryota; Viridiplantae; Streptophyta; Magnoliopsida; Fagales; Betulaceae. The record is from RefSeq and is a predicted model, not a curated record.
UCUCUCUCUCCACAUUACCAUAUUUUCAAAAGCAUCCAAAGUAAUUUUUACGCCUUUUGAGGCCUUGUCUCUCUUCCUACAUAUACCCUUCUUUGUCCCCAACCUUUUUCUUUUAUAUGGUAAUUUAAGAGGAUUGUGGGUGGGGUUCCUCAACUUCUCUCAACCACCAAGAAGGAGAAAGAAGAAUAUGGACGUUCGAUCCAGAAGAGCCAGAGAAACCAGUCCAGACAGGGUCAAAGUUUACAUGAUGCAGCAGCAGCAGCAGCAACAAAGGGUCAAACCCAUCAAAAAAGUCCAAGUUGUUUACUACCUCUCAAGAAAUGGCCAUCUCGAGCAUCCCCAUUACAUGGAAGUCACCCAUUUACCCAAUCAGCCUCUCCGUUUAAGAGAUGUAAUGGAACGGCUUACGGUGCUCAGAGGCAAAGGCAUGCCCUCCCUUUAUUCCUGGUCUUGCAAAAGGAGCUAUAAGAGCGGGUAUGUGUGGAACGAUUUGGCAGAGAAUGACAUAAUCUACCCGGCAGAAGGAGCUGAAUUUGUGCUUAAAGGCUCUGAACUUGUCGAAGGCUGCUCUGAGAGAUUCCAGCAGAUUCAAAUUAGCAACAUGCAAGAAAUUCAGCAAAUUCAAGAACCAAAUUAUCACUCGAAGCGAAAACAACUAGACCAAGAAUUUGAAGAAUACGAAGAAGGGGAAGAAUUCGAAGAUGGAGAAAAAAUAAGCUACACCAGCUCCACCACACCCCAGUCUCGCUGCUCCAGAGGGGUAUCCACCGACGAAAUCGAAGACAACGAGACCCGACAACCCGAAAUCCGGAAAAACCCGGCCGAGUUGUCUCUGAACGAGUCUUCCCCGCCAUCCACAAUAUCCUCCACAGACUCUGACAAAGCCAACCAAAGCAACAGCAAUUCCAAACGAGUCGUCGAAGACGGUGACCCGGUUGGCAGCCAGCGCGGCAACAACUCCAAACGAUUCGAAGCUGGCAACCCAGUUGCGAACGAGUCGGCACCUAGUCGGAACUCGGUCCUGCUCCAACUCAUUGCAUGCGGUGGCUCAGCGGCUGCGAAAUCAAAGAGCGCGCAGAGUCUGAGGCAACCGGUGGCUGUGAAGAAGAGUGACAGCCUUCACAGAGGGGUUCUAUGCAAGAGCGCGGUGAUGGUGGGGGAGGAGGAUAUGAUCAGAUACAUGUCUGAGAAUCCAAGGUUCGGGAAUUUGCAGGCGGAGGAGAAGGAGUACUUCAGUGGAAGCAUCGUUGAGUCCAUGAGUGAGGACCGAGUUGUGGCUGAGCCGGUGCUGAAGAGAUCCAACUCGUUCAAUGAAGAAAGGAGCAAGAGGGUAGGGCAGCUGGGAGAAGCAAUGGAGGAAGAGAAAAGGGAAAGAGCAGCAGUGAAAGGGAAAUGCCUUCCUCGUAAGAAAUCUUUCACUUCAAUGAAACAAGCCAAGAAAUGAUUUGUAAUUAUUAGUAUUAAUUAGGGUUUGUUUAGGGGUUGAGUCUUCAUAAUUAUGAGACCUGUCGGUGCUGUUGUUGAAAAGUUUCUACAACCUGGUAAAAAUCUUUGGGGUGGUUAGAAUUUGUUUGAAAAGGUGGUCCGAUUCUCUGUCCCCGUGGUUUGGUUGCAGAAAUUAUAGUCCCCAACUGUUUGUUUUUGAGUGCUUUAAUGUGGGCCGAGUUAUUUAUUAUAAAUACCACUAUUCUAAACCACAACAAUUCAAUACAUUUAUUUUCUAUUU